Molecule: messenger RNA, 2702 nt
Organism: Notolabrus celidotus (New Zealand spotty)
Lineage: Eukaryota; Metazoa; Chordata; Actinopteri; Labriformes; Labridae
Gene: calr
Product: calreticulin
Exons: 10
Coding region: 532-1593 (353 amino acids)
Biological process (GO): protein folding
Cellular component (GO): endoplasmic reticulum membrane; endoplasmic reticulum
Molecular function (GO): calcium ion binding
Source: RefSeq, a predicted model, not a curated record
AGACAUCUGUUCCGUGGCGAGAGGAGAGCGGCGGCGGCGUCCCAGCGUUUUCACUGUAUCAUUACUGUAUGAGAGAUUGGGCAGACAAACAGUAGCUGUUUUACGGUUUAGAUAGAUUAUCUUCAGGUAUCUAAAAUUAGAUUAAUAUUGGUUAGUUAUUUCAUUGGAUAGGGUGAUUCAGCUCGGCACAAUGACAGCCCUGUCGCUGCUGCUGGUGGCCCUGUCGGCCGCAUCUGUACUGGCCGAAUCCACUGUGUAUUUCCGAGAGCAAUAUGAAGAUGGGGCUAUCAUCAAACCCUGUCCGUCCCCAUCCCCCAUCUGCACAUCCCACCCAAGUCAUCCACUGUACCCCUCUACUUAGCAGUCUCAUAAUCUUUAAUCACCAGUCUUUAAGAUGCCUGGAAGAGUCGCUGGGUGGAAUCCAAGCACAAGUCAGACUACGGCAGGUUUGUCCUGACGGCAGGGAAGUUCUACGGAGAUGCAGAGAAAGACAAAGGUCUGCAGACGAGCCAGGAUGCCCGCUUCUAUGCCAUGUCUUCCCGUUUUGAUGACUUCAACAACAAGGGCCAGCCUCUCGUUAUCCAGUUUAGUGUGAAGCACGAGCAAAGCAUUGACUGUGGUGGAGGCUACAUUAAACUGUUCCCCUCUGACCUCAACCAGGAGGACAUGCAUGGAGACUCUGUGUACAAUAUCAUGUUUGGUCCUGAUAUCUGUGGACCUGGCACAAAGAAAGUUCAUGUCAUCUUCUACUACAAAGGCAAGAACCAUCUGAUUAACAAGGACAUUAGAUGCAAGGAUGAUGAGUAUAGCCACUUGUACACACUGGUUGUGAACCCUGACAACACUUACGAGGUCAAGAUCGAUAAUAAGAAGGUUGAAUCCGGUAAUCUGGAGGAAGACUGGGACUUACUUCCUCCAAAAAAAGUUAAGGACCCUGAAGCCAAAAAGCCAGAGGACUGGGAUGACAGGGAGAAGAUUCCUGACCCUGAUGAUAAGAAACCAGAGGACUGGGACAAACCUGAAAACAUCCCAGACCCUGAUGCGAAGAAGCCUGAUGACUGGGAUGAGGAGAUGGAUGGAGAGUGGGAACCACCAAUGGUCUCUAACCCAGAUUACAAGGGUGAGUGGAAGCCCAGAGAGAUCACCAAUCCUGCCUACAAAGGCAAGUGGGUCCACCCUGAAGUUGACAACCCAGAGUACACAGCUGAUACUGAGAUUUAUAAAUACGACAGCAUCGGCGUGAUUGGACUGGACUUGUGGCAGGUCAAGUCUGGUACUAUCUUUGAUAACUUCCUGAUCACCAAUGACCCAGCCAUGGCAGAGGAAAUAGGCAACGACACAUGGGGUAAAACAAAGGAUGCAGAGAAAAAGAUGAAAGAAGGCCUAGAGGAGGAGGAGAGAAAGACACGUGAGGAGGAUGACAAAAUGAGGAGAGAAGAGGUGAAGGAGGAAGAAGAGGAAGAGGAAAAGGAUGAGGAGGAGGAGGAAGAGGAGGAAGAGGAGGAUGAAGAAGAGGAGGAGGGCAUGGAGCAGGAGGAAGAAGAAGAAGAGGAUGAUGGGGACUCAGACUCUAAACUCAAGGAUGAGUUAUAAACUUUAUGCAGGAACUGCUCAGAUGAAAGCCCGACUGCCUGUGUCAAUGAGCCAUUGGAACAACUGCAGCGAGAGAUGAUGACUGAAACCUUUGGGUGGGGUUGUGUCGGGUUGGGUGGGAUGGGUUUUUUUGUUUGUUUAUUUGUUUACAAAGCAAGAAAGUGGGUAAAAAGGGGCAGUUAUCGCUCUUUUCCUAUUUCCAUGUACUACUGUUAAUAUUGUAAUAGUAAUUUUCAAAUGAGGAGUAGUGAUGAAAAAAUGUCAAAUUGAAUGUCGAGGCAGGAAAGCUAAAUUGCUCUGCGGUUUUUACCCAACAACACUAUGUAAAUUGCUGUUUUUGUUCUGAAAAAUCUGGAUUUUAUGAAGUAUGAUGCUGUGUUGACAUGAAAAGCUAUACUUGGUAUGCUGACGAUACCUUGAAAUGUUUUGUUUACCUCAUAUGUUUUGUUUGUCUCAUUAACCUGUGUGUUUUUUAUUAAUAUUUGCAGUCUGUCUGUCUCAUUGUCCCUCUUAAAACUCUACAUCACUCUCAACGUUGUUCGAUUUCAUCACACAGGAUAUUUUUGCCUGCUCCCAUUGAAGCCUCUCUCAUUGAAGAAAAGAGUCAAUGGCAUGGGAGCAAGAGUGCAUCAGGACUGAUACUACACAUAUAACAAAGUUUUGAAAAAAGCUGCUGUGCAUAGGAUGGUAAUCUGGGAUGCUUUGAGAUAAAGUCAUGUGCAUAGUUUUGUACUGUAUAGUUAACACUUUUACACUUCAACACAUUACUCUAGUCUUCUUCGUGUGUGUCUAAAUAAACUGCUCAAACUCAGAUGUACAUUAUGAGCACUCCAGUAGCAGUAAAGCGUCCUUUCACGUGGUACGGCUUCACUUUAAGUUUUACUGGAUGAUGAUGUGUUCACAACCAGUUUCCUUGUUUCUGAUGCUAAUAUCUCUGCACUGCUGUACCCAAACACACUGUCCCAAAUACAGUCUGAAAUAUGACCCUUUUGUAAAAGAAACAUUUUGUACUAAUGGUAGUAAUUGAAGUGGAGAGAUUUUAAUGUUGCUGUGUAAAAAAUAAAUAAAGACAGGUGUUCUGUCCAAUAAAAACAACCAGAAGAAAAUAA